AUGGCGAAAUACCAGUUCUUAUGUUUGGUCGUUGUAGCUGCCUUGGGUACAGAACCAUGUCGCAGCCAAAAUUCAUUGCAAGAUACUAAGAUAGAAGAACUCACACCUCCUAAUCUCCUGAAAGAAGUAGAAGACAACAGCAGAUAUAAAACUCUAGAAGCUAACGCUACCCUCUUGAAACUACUGGUGGACGAUAAAGAUGGAGUAAGCAGGUCAGAAGUAUUCGAUAUGUUACAUUCAAAAGAUGACACCCACGAGAAUCUCGUGCUGCCAACGUUUCCUGAGGACGCUGAGGAAGGUCGGGUUGACGUACCUGUCGUACCUGACUCGCAAGCAGAGUUCCUUCAAGAAGCACCUGUUCGUAAAACUUCACCUCGAAGGACCUAUGCAGGAGUUCGCGGUGAGCCGAUCGGUACAGACGCUGGUAUCAUGGUCGCUAUCACUGUUGGCAUUGUCGUUGUAGCCUACACUGCACUCAUUAUAUGGAGACGGAUAUACUUAAAGAAGAAUGGUUUAAAACAUGAACUUCUACGUAACGAAGAAGUUGUUGCAGAGACGAGAAUCGAGUUA
Molecule: messenger RNA, 570 nt
Organism: Brenthis ino (lesser marbled fritillary)
Lineage: Eukaryota; Metazoa; Arthropoda; Insecta; Lepidoptera; Nymphalidae
Source: the annotation of a GenBank genome assembly